GUGUUAGUGAGGGAAGACUUGAAAACGUGAUAUCAGGUGUCUCGUAGUUUUGGGUCGCUUUGCGAAUGCGGUGUUUUGAUGGCGAUACCCGUCCGCCUCGCUCAGAUAACGUCGCUCUGGUUGGGCAUGAGUCUGAUGGUGGCUCUCGAAACCGCUGCCGAUCAACAGCCGAUUUUCACCAAUGCGAUACAGAGGGUGGUGCAGACGCAGGCGAGUUCCGCCACCGGUCACUUUAAGCCGCUGAAGAAGGUGUUUCUGUCGGACAGGGCGGUGACGUGUAACGACGGCUCGCAAGCGGGGUUUUACUUGAGAAAAUCGUCGAACAGCAAAAAGUGGAUCAUAUUCCUGGAAGGAGGCUGGUACUGUUACGACUACAACAGCUGCAGGAACAGGUGGAUCAAGCAGAGGCAUUAUAUGACGUCAUCCAAAUGGCCUGAAACCAAAGACGUGGGCGGCAUAUUGUCGCCCGACAUCAAAGAGAACCCCUAUUGGUGGAGCGCCAACCACGUGUUCGUCCCCUACUGCAGUAGCGACUCGUGGAGCGGGUCAAAACGCUCGGAAAAGCAAAGCACUUUCAGUUACAUGGGCUCCUCCAUCGUCCUGCAAGUGGUCCGGGACUUAAUACCGUUGGGCCUCGAAAAUAGCACGGAUCUCCUGCUGGCCGGAAGCAGUGCCGGCGGUACGGGAGUCAUGCUCAAUUUGGAUUUCGUCGACGAGCUCCUCCACGACGAGAUGCAGCUCAAGCAGGUCAAGGUGAAGGGAGUGACCGACUCGGGAUGGUUUUUGGACAGAACUCCCUAUGUUCCGACAAUCAAGACGGCGGUAGAUGCCGUGAGAAAGGGAAUGGAUCUCUGGAUGGGGAGGGUGCCUCGGAGGUGCAGGGAGCAGUAUUCGGACGAGCCUUGGAGGUGUUAUUUCGGGUACAGGAUUUAUCCUACGCUCAAAGCCAAGCUCUUCGUCUUCCAGUGGCUGUUCGACGAGGCCCAAAUGGACGCGGACAAUGUAGGCGCACCCGUCACCAAACAACAGUGGGACUAUAUCCACAAAAUGGGUGACGCGCUCAGGCACAGCUUCCAAAACGUCACCGCAGUUUUCGCUCCAUCUUGCAUAUCGCACUCGGUGCUGACCAAGAGGGACUGGCAAGAGGUGAAGAUCGACGACAUGUCCAUAGCUGACGCCCUCCACUGCUGGGAAAGGAAAGACAACAGAAAGAUAAACAAAAGGAAAAACUACAAAAACAAAAGGCAAUCGGACAGAAACCGCGUCAUUGACACGGGCGAAGUCGCGGGACGGAAUUUGACCAGUGGCGUCGCGGACGACGCCAAGAGGAGGCUCAGAAAUAAACCCGGCCUCAGAAGGAAGCGAAAAGGAAAAGGUAAAAAGAGGCAACCGUAUAGAAACCACGCCGCUAACGCCAUACUCUCAAACGACCUUAUCGCGAGACCGAACGUCCUCAAACGCAGGAGGUCUAACGGACGCAGGUGCGCCCACAGAAGACUUGAGAAGUGCUCUUGGCCGCAGUGUAACCAUUCUUGCCCCAAGCUUCACGAUCCUUACACCGGCGAAGAAAUGGACUUCAUCGAGCUGCUCAAGUCUUUUGGCUUGGACAUGGAAAGCGUGGCUAGCGCUUUGGGCAUCGACAUGGACACCCUGAACAACAUGGACCAGGCUGAGUUGCUGAACAUGCUGACGCAACACUCGAGCUAAACGUACCUCAGU
Messenger RNA from Cylas formicarius (sweet potato weevil), 1719 nucleotides. It is a transcript of the gene Notum, whose product is annotated as palmitoleoyl-protein carboxylesterase NOTUM. Gene Ontology annotation, molecular function: hydrolase activity. The record is from RefSeq and is a predicted model, not a curated record. Lineage: Eukaryota; Metazoa; Arthropoda; Insecta; Coleoptera; Brentidae. The coding region runs from base 79 to 1707 and encodes 542 amino acids. The transcript is spliced from 7 exons.